AUGAAAUAAUAGAAUUUGUUCAUGUGCUAAUAAAUAGCACAUGAAGGUGAAUUUAUAUAAGGUUUUUGUUUAAAUUUGGGAUGCCAAGAUUUAAGAUCUUAGUUUUGUCUUUAAUGCGGAAUUGAUCCUGAGAAACAUACUAAUUGCAAGAAAGAUCUCAAAGGAUUUGGUUAAAUUUAGGGUUUUAUAACUAAAUUCAAUUAGUAUAUACUUGAUUUAACUAACUAAUUAAAUAAAUCCUAUUCAUCAGUCAAAAUUAAAUAUGAAGAAUUCACAAAAUAAUUGGAUAAUAUGAAAAUAUAAUUAGUUAAGAUUUCUGAAGGUUUAAGUUAAUAAGAUUAUAAAUAAAUCUAAGAAAAUUUGUAAAUGAUUAAGGAGUGGUAUCAAUAUUCAAACAAUCAAAAUGAGAUCAUGAAAUAAAAUUGA
Messenger RNA from Paramecium pentaurelia, 426 nucleotides. The record is from the annotation of a GenBank genome assembly. NCBI's taxonomy places the organism in Eukaryota, Ciliophora, Oligohymenophorea, Peniculida, Parameciidae.